Sapajus apella (tufted capuchin) is the source of this 3319-nucleotide messenger RNA. It is a transcript of the gene CNGA2, whose product is annotated as cyclic nucleotide gated channel subunit alpha 2. The record is from RefSeq and is a predicted model, not a curated record. Gene Ontology annotation, molecular function: intracellularly cGMP-activated cation channel activity; intracellularly cAMP-activated cation channel activity; cGMP binding. The transcript has 6 exons. NCBI's taxonomy places the organism in Eukaryota, Metazoa, Chordata, Mammalia, Primates, Cebidae. Gene Ontology annotation, cellular component: intracellular cyclic nucleotide activated cation channel complex; plasma membrane. Gene Ontology annotation, biological process: monoatomic cation transmembrane transport. Bases 29 to 2023 code for a protein of 664 amino acids.
AGACAAGGGCUCUGGUUGUACAUGGAGGAUGACUGAAAAAGCCAAUGGUGUGAAGAGCUCCCCAGCCAAUAAUCACAACCAUCAUGCAGCCCCUGCCAUCAAGGCCAAUGGCAAAGAUGACCACAGGACAAGCAGCAGGCCACAAUCUGCAACUGACGAUGACACCUCCUCAGAACUGCAGAGGCUGGCAGACGUGGAUGCCCCACAGCAGGGAAGGGGUGGCUUCCGCAGGAUAGUUCGCCUGGUGGGGGUCAUCAGAGAGUGGGCCAACAAGAAUUUCCGAGAAGAGGAACCUAGGCCUGACUCAUUCCUCGAGCGUUUUCGUGGGCCUGAGCUCCAGACUGUGACAACACAGCAGGGGGAUGGCAAAGGCCACAAGGAUGGCGAGGACAAAGGCACCAAGAAGAAAUUUGAACUAUUUGUUUUGGACCCAGCUGGGGAUUGGUACUACCGCUGGCUGUUUGUCAUUGCCAUGCCUGUCCUUUACAACUGGUGCCUGCUGGUGGCCAGAGCCUGCUUCAGUGACCUACAGCAAGGCUACUACCUGGUGUGGUUGGUGCUGGACUACGUCUCAGAUGUGGUCUACACUGCAGACCUCUUCAUCCGAUUGCACACAGGUUUCCUGGAGCAGGGGCUGCUGGUCAAAGAUACCAAGAAACUGCGAGACAACUACAUCCACACCCUGCAGUUCAAGCUGGAUGUGGCUUCCAUCAUCCCCACUGACCUGAUCUAUUUUGCUGUGGGCAUUCACAGCCCUGAGGUGCGAUUCAACCGCCUGCUGCACUUUGCUCGCAUGUUUGAGUUCUUUGACAGGACAGAGACACGCACCAGCUACCCUAACAUCUUCCGCAUCAGCAACCUUGUCCUCUACAUCUUGGUCAUCAUCCACUGGAAUGCCUGCAUCUAUUAUGCCAUCUCCAAAUCCAUAGGCUUUGGGGUCGACACCUGGGUUUACCCCAACAUCACUGACCCUGAGUAUGGCUACCUGGCUAGGGAAUACAUCUAUUGCCUUUACUGGUCUACACUGACCCUCACCACCAUUGGGGAGACACCACCCCCUGUAAAGGAUGAGGAGUACCUAUUUGUCAUCUUUGACUUCCUGAUUGGUGUCCUCAUCUUUGCCACCAUCGUGGGAAAUGUGGGCUCCAUGAUCUCCAACAUGAAUGCCACCCGAGCAGAGUUCCAGGCUAAGAUAGAUGCCGUGAAACACUACAUGCAGUUCCGAAAGGUCAGCAAAGAGAUGGAAGCCAAGGUCAUUCGGUGGUUUGACUAUUUGUGGACCAAUAAGAAGACAGUAGAUGAGCGGGAAGUUCUCAAGAACCUGCCAGCCAAGCUCAGGGCUGAGAUAGCCAUCAAUGUCCACCUGUCCACACUCAAGAAAGUGCGCAUCUUCCAUGAUUGUGAGGCUGGCCUGCUGGUAGAGCUGGUACUGAAACUCCGUCCUCAGGUCUUCAGUCCUGGGGAUUACAUUUGCCGCAAAGGGGACAUCGGCAAGGAGAUGUACAUCAUUAAGGAGGGCAAGCUGGCAGUGGUGGCUGAUGAUGGUGUGACUCAGUAUGCCCUACUCUCUGCUGGAAGCUGCUUUGGAGAGAUUAGUAUCCUUAAUAUUAAGGGCAGUAAAAUGGGAAAUCGACGCACGGCUAAUAUCCGCAGUCUGGGCUACUCAGAUCUCUUCUGCUUGUCCAAGGAUGAUCUCAUGGAAGCAGUGACUGAAUACCCUGAUGCCAAGAAGGUUCUAGAAGAGAGGGGUCGGGAGAUUCUCAUGAAGGAGGGGCUGCUGGAUGAGAAAGAAGUGGCAACCAGCAUGGAGGUGGACGUGCAAGAGAAGCUAGCGCAGCUGGAGACCAACAUGGAAACCUUGUACACUCGCUUUGGCCGCCUGCUGGCUGAGUACACAGGGGCCCAGCAGAAGCUCAAGCAGCGCAUAACGAUUUUGGAGACCAAGAUGAAACAGAACAAUGAAGAUGACUACCUGUCUGAUGGGAUGAACAGCCCCGAGCCGGCUGCUGCUGGCAAGCCAUAACGCCUGGGGCCCAAUUGCCUCUCCAUCCUUGGCUUUGAUCCCAGGAGCUAGAGGAGCUAUUUAGAUCUCCGGAUUUAUAUGAAUUGACUUCAUGUCCCCUGAAUUCUCUCCAAAGCCUCUCUGACCCCAGGUUUUUGGCCUAAACAUCCAAGAUUCUGCCUCCAAGUUUAGCCCAAGUUUUUGGAGAGUAAAGACUGUGUUGGCCGGGCUUCCGGGAGCUUCAGCCUGCCUAAGUCUGAGGAAGGGAGAAGGGAGUAGCUUAUCUGUCUUGAAGGGGUCUGUCUGGGACCAGUAACCUGGGCAAUGAUCUGCUCUGAAGAAGCCCAUUUGCAAAAUGCCAUACACCUUGCUGCAGUACUGCCCCCCUCUGGCUCUUUUGCACCUAGACCCUCCUCCCUUGGUUCUGUACCCCACUUUUCUAACAUGUUUUCUGAAUACUCCCUUUCCUCUGCACAUGCAUGUACUUCGAUCACCGACUAUAGACAUUUAGGCCAGGUCCCCAGUGUCUGUCUCCCAAGACAGACCAAGGAAUGUGAUAGUGUUGUUGUGAGAGGGCAGGAGGGUGCCCACUCAGGGCUGUUCCUCCCCAUCACACACUCCAGUUCCUGCUCUGUGGAUCGAUUGGUCUGUUUGCUAGCCAGGAUGAGGUCUCUGCAGACUUCUCUGGACCAGGGAGAUGGACCCAGCUUCUGGUCCAUUCCACGGCAGGCAGUGAGUAGGAAGGCAACUGGCAAUUGUCCGCCUGGAGACAGGGGUAGCAGGCAGCUCUGGCCGCACCCUCCUCUCUGCAGAGCAUUUCUGAAGAGGACCUGAAAACUGCUGGUGGUGGGGAGACUCUUCAAGUUAAUAACUGUAUUAGAGGCACCUACGAGUUCAAAUUCCUUUGAAUUAUCGGUGGUUAUUGCUCAACUCUGUUAUUCACAUUCUCUCCCUCCCUCUAUUAAUCCCUCUCUUUUCCCUAUAUGGUUGUCCAUCAGUAUUCAUGAGGGACUGCUUUCAGGAGUCCCCAUGAAUAACAAAAUUUGUGUAUGUUCAAGUCUCUGAUAUAAAAUGUCGUAGUAUUUGAAUAUAAACUAUGCACACCCUUCCAUAUUUUAAAUCAUAUCUUGAUUAUUUGUAAUACCUAAUACAAUGUCAGUGCUAUGGAAAUAGCUGUUAUACUGUAUCUUCUUUGUAUUAUUUUGAUCUUUUAUUUUUUUCCUGAAUAUUUUCAAUUGGUUGAACCUGCAGAAGUAAAAUGCAAGGAUAUGAAGGACAGACUAUACUUUUCUUUGCUCCUAACCAGAACUUUUUCAA